Homo sapiens (human) is the source of this 8359-nucleotide messenger RNA. It is a transcript of the gene ANXA11, whose product is annotated as annexin A11. NCBI's taxonomy places the organism in Eukaryota, Metazoa, Chordata, Mammalia, Primates, Hominidae. The transcript has 13 exons. Gene Ontology annotation, molecular function: calcium-dependent phospholipid binding; phosphatidylethanolamine binding; calcium ion binding. Gene Ontology annotation, cellular component: melanosome; cytoplasm; nuclear envelope. The record is from RefSeq and is a predicted model, not a curated record. Bases 1578 to 3395 code for a protein of 605 amino acids.
CUAUCCCCCGCCCCCAGGUGGCUACCCACCAGCUGCACCAGGUAAGAGGGUCUGGGGUGGGGAGGAGAGUGAAUGCUGCCUCUGUACAGUGGCUGGGAGUGGAGAGGGGAGAACAGUAGUUUCCUCACUCCCCUCCUCCCCUCACAGCACGGCCCAGCAGGGGAGGAGAGGACAACAGGAGUAGUGGGACAGCCAGCCGAGGCAGGGGCUGGAGAAGAGCAUGACACUAAGGCCAUCGGAGGCCUAGGUUUGAAACUGCCUCCAGAAAGCCCUGGACCAGGCCCAGGGCUGGGUCUCUUGCCUUACUCUCUAGUAACAGUGGGCAAAUGCUGUCACUUUGAGACUCAGUUUUCUUCUCCGCAAAAUUGCUUCAAGGAUUUCUCCCUCAUUAGGUGGUCCUGGAUACUGAUGAGAUAGGCAGGCAGAGCGACACGGUGUCCUCCAAAGCAUUGCUAGGUGAUGGUUGCCCCUUACCACCUCUCCUACCCUCUGCUCAAGGUGUGUGGGUUUGCAGCAACAAGAUCCCCCUUGCCAAGAGAGGAAGUGGAGGCAGAUGCUAAGGGUCAAAGGUCACUCCCUGUUUUCUGCAGGAGCUGUGGGUAGUCACAUGGAGAAGUCGUCUUCUCUGGCCCUGGCCCCUUUUGGUCCUCAAAUGAGAUUUGGUCCCCACUGUGGGAAAGGAAAUAUGAGGGCUCAUGAGACCAAGGGGAGAAAAGGGUCAUUCCAAGGCUGGUCAUCCUGAGGGUGCCUGAGCCGCUGCCCCUCUCCCCAGGGGACUCCUAGGCAUCAUUGAUUUCUUUGGAGCUGAGGUCCUGUGGUUUGAACACCCCAGACCUGCAGGCCAUUUACCUUCCCUCCCAUUCAGCAGGUGAAGAACAGACUCAGACCUAGAGGUGGCUCAGCUGCUGUCCCAGGGCAUGUUAGGGGCUGAGCUGGGCCACUGCCCUCUGAAUGAGCCCACCCCAGGUUGGCUGGCACUGGCCUGGGUUCUCUCUCUAUAGUAGAAAUCCUGCCAUCCAGAUCCUGCCACUGCCACCUUUGCUAGCACAGCUGAGCAGCCUCUGAGCAGCAAGAGAGGAGGAGGCAGGAAAUUUAGGGAAGGUUCUUCCUGGAGGGUCUGGAGCCCUGGAGAUGAAGAGCCGAUCCGAAGCUGCCAUGUAGAGGAAAGCAUCUAACAGGCCAGAGGCCCCAUGAUGAUGUCGAAUGCCCAUCGGGCACCCAGCUGAGCCCUGCAGGUGUUAACUCAGUCUUCGUCACAGCAGUCUAGGCAUACACUCACCAUUAGCCCAUUUGUAAGCUGAGGAAACAAGCCUAAGGAGGGUGAAAGCCUUGCCCCAGGGCACAUACCGGUCCUGCUGGUUUCAGAGCGGGCUUUUCACCUCUGUUUCUUCCUGUCCUCUUGUGGACUGGUAUCUGUGUUUACCAUGACCCAGCCCCAUGUCCCUCCAGCCUCUUAUCCUGCUUCUCCCUGCCUUUUACAGACUUGUAAUAGCAAACAGCCAAACCCCCUCCCGCCAGUGCCUUCGCAUUACUGAAAUCUCAGAGCUCCCUAUGGUCACCUCUGUCAUGGGCUCAGCAUGGUGUCCCACAACAGUCUGUCCUUGUCUGUCCUCCUGCUCCAUGAUGGUGAACUUGGGAGGGCAGAGCCUGCCUGGGCUCUCCCAGCCUCCUUAAUACCCCACAGAGGGUCUUGGGAGUGUUUGGGGAACUCCACCUUCCUCCCUGGGAAGAGGGGAAGGUUUCCCCUCCUCUGCCAGUGGGAUAGGGGGAGACUUUCCUCCUGGUGUUUUCAUGUGGUCUGUGGUGUCCCGAGGCUCGAGGCUCGAGGCUUUACUGGGCCUCCCUUUCUGACCACCUGGGAGCUCUCAUCUCUGCCUUUCCCCGUGUGGUGGGGGACUGGCAGGGGGCUAAAGGGCUUGGUGUUGCUUUCAGGUGGUGGUCCCUGGGGAGGUGCUGCCUACCCUCCUCCGCCCAGCAUGCCCCCCAUCGGGCUGGAUAACGUGGCCACCUAUGCGGGGCAGUUCAACCAGGACUAUCUCUCGGGAAUGGCGGCCAACAUGUCUGGGACAUUUGGAGGAGCCAACAUGCCCAACCUGUACCCUGGGGCCCCUGGGGCUGGCUACCCACCAGUGCCCCCUGGCGGCUUUGGGCAGCCCCCCUCUGCCCAGCAGCCUGUUCCUCCCUAUGGGAUGUAUCCACCCCCAGGAGGAAACCCACCCUCCAGGAUGCCCUCAUAUCCGCCAUACCCAGGGGCCCCUGUGCCGGGCCAGCCCAUGCCACCCCCCGGACAGCAGCCCCCAGGGGCCUACCCUGGGCAGCCACCAGUGACCUACCCUGGUCAGCCUCCAGUGCCACUCCCUGGGCAGCAGCAGCCAGUGCCGAGCUACCCAGGAUACCCGGGGUCUGGGACUGUCACCCCCGCUGUGCCCCCAACCCAGUUUGGAAGCCGAGGCACCAUCACUGAUGCUCCCGGCUUUGACCCCCUGCGAGAUGCCGAGGUCCUGCGGAAGGCCAUGAAAGGCUUCGGGACGGAUGAGCAGGCCAUCAUUGACUGCCUGGGGAGUCGCUCCAACAAGCAGCGGCAGCAGAUCCUACUUUCCUUCAAGACGGCUUACGGCAAGGAUUUGAUCAAAGAUCUGAAAUCUGAACUGUCAGGAAACUUUGAGAAGACAAUCUUGGCUCUGAUGAAGACCCCAGUCCUCUUUGACAUUUAUGAGAUAAAGGAAGCCAUCAAGGGGGUUGGCACUGAUGAAGCCUGCCUGAUUGAGAUCCUCGCUUCCCGCAGCAAUGAGCACAUCCGAGAAUUAAACAGAGCCUACAAAGCAGAAUUCAAAAAGACCCUGGAAGAGGCCAUUCGAAGCGACACAUCAGGGCACUUCCAGCGGCUCCUCAUCUCUCUCUCUCAGGGAAACCGUGAUGAAAGCACAAACGUGGACAUGUCACUCGCCCAGAGAGAUGCCCAGGAGCUGUAUGCGGCCGGGGAGAACCGCCUGGGAACAGACGAGUCCAAGUUCAAUGCGGUUCUGUGCUCCCGGAGCCGGGCCCACCUGGUAGCAGUUUUCAAUGAGUACCAGAGAAUGACAGGCCGGGACAUUGAGAAGAGCAUCUGCCGGGAGAUGUCCGGGGACCUGGAGGAGGGCAUGCUGGCCGUGGUGAAAUGUCUCAAGAAUACCCCAGCCUUCUUUGCGGAGAGGCUCAACAAGGCCAUGAGGGGGGCAGGAACAAAGGACCGGACCCUGAUUCGCAUCAUGGUGUCUCGCAGCGAGACCGACCUCCUGGACAUCAGAUCAGAGUAUAAGCGGAUGUACGGCAAGUCGCUGUACCACGACAUCUCGGGAGAUACUUCAGGGGAUUACCGGAAGAUUCUGCUGAAGAUCUGUGGUGGCAAUGACUGAACAGUGACUGGUGGCUCACUUCUGCCCACCUGCCGGCAACACCAGUGCCAGGAAAAGGCCAAAAGAAUGUCUGUUUCUAACAAAUCCACAAAUAGCCCCGAGAUUCACCGUCCUAGAGCUUAGGCCUGUCUUCCACCCCUCCUGACCCGUAUAGUGUGCCACAGGACCUGGGUCGGUCUAGAACUCUCUCAGGAUGCCUUUUCUACCCCAUCCCUCACAGCCUCUUGCUGCUAAAAUAGAUGUUUCAUUUUUCUGACUCAUGCAAUCAUUCCCCUUUGCCUGUGGCUAAGACUUGGCUUCAUUUCGUCAUGUAAUUGUAUAUUUUUAUUUGGAGGCAUAUUUUCUUUUCUUACAGUCAUUGCCAGACAGAGGCAUACAAGUCUGUUUGCUGCAUACACAUUUCUGGUGAGGGCGACUGGGUGGGUGAAGCACCGUGUCCUCGCUGAGGAGAGAAAGGGAGGCGUGCCUGAGAAGGUAGCCUGUGCAUCUGGUGAGUGUGUCACGAGCUUUGUUACUGCCAAACUCACUCCUUUUUAGAAAAAACAAAAAAAAAGGGCCAGAAAGUCAUUCCUUCCAUCUUCCUUGCAGAAACCACGAGAACAAAGCCAGUUCCCUGUCAGUGACAGGGCUUCUUGUAAUUUGUGGUAUGUGCCUUAAACCUGAAUGUCUGUAGCCAAAACUUGUUUCCACAUUAAGAGUCAGCCAGCUCUGGAAUGGUCUGGAAAUGUCUUCCUGGUACCAACUUGUUUUCUUCUGCUUGAUUCUGCCCUGUGGCUCAGAGGUCUGGCCUUAUCAGCCAGUGAAAGUUCAUGUAACCUUACGUAGAGAUUUGUGUGCAGGAAACCCUGAGCAUACACUAGUUUGCAGGGACUCGUAAGGACAUGGGAAGGGAGGUUCCCGAAAUCCAGGCAGGAGGCCCAGACACCUGAAAGGCAAAGGGAUCUUGGUUGGUUGCAGGUGCAGUGAAGUCCACUGAAGGUGUGGUGCGAAGAAUGCAGUCCUUCACCCAGGUCCCAGGAGGGAAGAAGGGUGUGUGCUAAUUCCUGGUGCCCCUCGGCGGGGGCCAGAGAGAAGGAUGGGGACAACCCAGAGAGUCACAAGACCAGUGCCUCCCCUCAGGGUGCCUCCAGGCUGAAAGGGGCUCCUGGCUCUGGUCUCUGGGGACCCUGUGCCCGUUGGUUGGUGGUGUGAGGGAAGAGAAUCCAUAAGAGAGUUUCUGAGAAUUAUGGUGUCAUGUCCAGAAGCUAGAGCUUACCUUGCAUCAGGGGUCUCCACCCACUCCUUUUCCAACCUCCUGCGUUGAGGUUUAGAAAAGAGAGAAUCGACUAGGCACUAUGGCUCACGCCUGUAAUCCAAGGACUUUGGGAAGCUGAGGUGAGAGGAUCACUUGAGCUCAGGAGUUCAAGACUAGCCUAGCCAACAGCGAGACCCCUGUCUCUACUAAAAAAUUUGGCCAGGCGUGGUGGCUCACGGCUGUAAUCCCAGCACUUUGGGAGGUGAGGCGGGCAGAUCACCUGAGGUCAGGAGUUCGAGACCCAGCCUGGCCAACAUGGUGAAACCCCAUCUCUACUAAAAAUACAAAAAUUAGCCAGGCAUGGUGGCACAUUCCUGUAAUCCCAGCUACACAGGAUGCUGAGGCAGGAGAAUCACUUGAACCCAGGAGGCAGAGGUUGUAGUGAGCUGAGAUCACACCAUUGCACUUCAACCUGGGUGGACAGAGUGAGACUCUGUCUCAAAAAAAAAAAAAAAUUUACCUGGCAUUGUAGUGCAUUCCCUAUAGUCGGCUACUCUGGAGGCUGAGGCAGGAAGAUCCUUAGAGCCCAAGAAAUUGAGGCCGUAGUAAGCUGUGAUUACACCACUGCACUCCAGCCUGGACAACAGAGCGAGACCUUGUCUCAAAUGAGAAAAAAACAAAAAGAAAUGGGAGAAUCCAGAGAGACUAGGCUAGAUCAAGCCUGCUGGGUCCUGGCAGGAGCCCCAGGGAGUAGCUCAUCUGCAGACAUUUGCUUGAGGACUACCCCCUAAACAUAAAGGAAGAAUGACAUCCGAAGGGUGUGGAGCAGCCAUGAGCUGAGAACUAGCCUGGUCUACCUGAGAUUGAUGGCAGGUCCUGGUCAACACGUCAGCUCUGCGUCAGAGUCCAUGCCUCAAGCCCAAGCUGAAGCCCCAUCCCUGCUGCUCUCCCAAGAACUCCUCUGCUAGGGCAGGCCCCUUGCCCUUGGGUGCCAGGUGGGACCUGCCUGAUGGGAUGGGGUGCUUGGCAUAUACAACUUGCCAUGAACUCAAGGUGACCCUGGGGGCCUCCUGAAUUGUGAUGGGGCCUAGAACCAAUGUGCUCUGAUGUGACCAUAUUCUGUGACAUUACCUUGCCCUGUUUACUCCAAAGUUCCCAGCCUGGUGCCCAGCAGGCAAUAUUGCACCUACAGACACAUUUACUUUGGUUUCCAAAGUGUUUUUAGACAUUUGAAUUUGUUGCCAACAUUUAAACAUUGAGAGAUUUCAUAUUUUUAAAAAUCUGGAAUUCUGGCUUCUCUUGAAAACUCAGAAAUUCUGGCACUAUGGGGCUUGCAUUCCUGCAUGGCUGGAGCUGAGUUGCAGCUGCCCCUUUAGGCCUGUACUCCUUAUUUGCUAUAGGCUCCGUCUUGUAUUACACUAAGCCCAUGUCACCCAUUUGGCUCCUGCAGGCCUUUGGGUUUGAGACCCUGGUCUACACACUUGGAGACCACCUGUUGUAAAGUACAUGGAUGUGCUUUGGUCAAGGAAUAGACCAAGGUGGAUAUCCAGGCCAGAGUGACUCAGCGAGUUUAGGUCACAGGCGUAUACUCCACUUGUUAUAUAACCUGCUUGUGUAAGUUCAUACUUGGCUCAAAGCCACUAUUGUUUGGAAAAGGUAUAACUGCCCUGCUGACGCUGUACAGAUGUUCUUGGGCUCGGAUGGGCAUGGCUCCACGUGGUGUGCACUAGCACCCAGAGAGAGUGAAGCUAUUGACCCCUGUAAGGGAGAGUGACCAUCUGGCAGAUAGAUAGAGGGGAGCCAGGACAUGGCUCAGCUUGUGCCCAGAGGGAGAGUUAAGCCGCUGACCCUGUAGCCAGGGAGUGCACCUGCAAGCAUGGGGGUGGCAGGAGCCACAGAGCUGGCUGCUGAGAGGAGCUGCAGAUCUGGAGAAGACAGCCUAGGUAAAGGUGGACAGUGUGAGAGCUGCUGAUGAGAUAGCUGCUGAAUAAAACUACAUUUUACCUGCCUAUGGCCCGCCAGGUUUUCUUUCAGCUAUCGCCCAUCCACCCAGUCCCCUCGAACCUCAGCAUGGGCUGGAACCUGACCCUGGGCAUGACAUUUGGCAUAGUUGUGGACCUGACACCUGUGUUUGUCCUAGUCCUGUUUCUCCCUGCCUUCCUGUUCCUCUCGCUGCCCUCAUGGUCACUCCCAAGAGAUCCAACCCAUGUUAAGUAUGGGCUGGAGGACUGCAUGAAUGCCUCAUGAUCUUCCCAGAGGCAAAGGCACCUACUGCCUUCCAAGGUCAGUGGGAGGUUGGGAUCAACACUGUUUAUUAUGCUUAGGACAAAAAAGAUAGGGAGAAAGAUGUGCAACCUUACAGGUCAUCUUUCUGGGAUAGAACACAAUGGGUCUUCUCCUGCCUCCUGGAUAUGUUAGUCAAGGCCAGUCCAUGCUACACAUCUAGUCUGACUUCUAAAAUAGAAGCACCAGAUGAAUUCAGCCCUGAGAGAAUUUUCAGCAGCUGUGGGGGCGCUGGAGGAAACACUAUUAAAUAGUUUUGCACCUGAGACAGAUAGCCUCACUCGCCUCACCCUAGUCCUGGUGGCAUUUGUCUCAGGUGCAAAAUUUAAGAAAGAAACCUUGGAGUGCUCACCCUGUGGCUGGGUAGAUGGUCCUAAAGUGGUGGUUUUCAAGCCUGAGUGUGUAUCAGGAUCAUCAGGGGAGCUUGCUAAAGAGCAGUUCCUGCGGUCAGACCCUCAUGCAUUUUGAGCAGGUGUGGGGACUGGGAAACUGCAUCUGUAACCUGCUGUAAUCUAACGCUUAUCUAAAUACUACUGUGCUCACACAGAGAACACCGCAAAAGUAGAGGUGUUCCUCCAGAGGGCAGGUGAGCAGAUGGCACAGUCUGCUUGGAAUUCAGUCAGGUGAUGAGAGAUGAGAUGAGGCACUCCUAGCUUUGGGAAGAGGGAGCUGAAAGAUGAACCUUUGCAGGUGCCCACGGUCAAAGUGGUGGUUUAAUGCCAUGCCAUGCCCAUUUUCUGUUGGCCUUGGCAGGGAGUUACAGCCCUACCUUAGGACCUGGCUCCUUAUUUCUGCUGUAGGCUCUUUCCUGCCCUGGCCGAGAUGGAGUGGAAUGAGACCUAGAAACAUCAAGCUAAAUACAUGUCCUCAGAAAGAUAAAGGUUUACAUUUUCACCCCCAUCAAAUCUGAAAGCUCUCUGCCUGUGUUUUUCUAAGGGAUAGGGACAUCAUUACUCAGUCCACAACCUGGACUCAUGUAGGGUCCCCUGUCAGUAAAGGAGUCAGUCAAGCCCACCAGGUAUACCAAGGACUCUUACCCUCAGCCCCUACUCCUUGGAAAGCUGCCCCUUGGCCUAAUAUUGGUGUUUAGCUUGAGCCUGACUCCUUCUCAACACUAAGAGCUGAUGAAGUCCUGAAGCAGAAAGAGCUCUGACCUGAGAGUCAAACAUCCUUAUUCUGAUCUCAGCUCAGCCCCUGAUUUGUUGUGUGACCCUGGAUAUGUCACUUCCUGUCUUUUUGACUUUUUAAAAUGAAGGGUAGACUAGAGGAGAGCUUCUAAAACUUUAAUGUGGUCAACGAAAUGGAAUAGGAAAUUCCACAAGUCUGUCCUUCCACAAAAGCAGCAAAUAAGGUGGCAAAAACUCAAAUUUAUGGGAACUCUGGAAACGAAUUGAAAGUUUACAGCAAUCAGGUGAAUACCUAAGAAUAAAAGCUGGAUUUAGUAAGA